AUGAGAAAGAUCUCUUCACCACAUGAGGACUUCAUCUCCACCAGCAAACUGAUCCGAUCAGAACCUCCUGCUGUCUACCAGCUGAGAACAAAGAAAGAGAAGUUUGGAUCUCUGACCAGAAUGACUGUUGGAGAAAAAGAUGAGAAGAAAGCCAAUAAAACCAUCUUACUAGUUGGAGAAACAGGAGCAGGAAAAUCUACUCUGAUCAACGCUCUGGUCAACUACAGCAUGGGGGUGGAGUGGGAGGAUGGAGUCUGGUUUCACAUCGUAGAGGAGGAAGAAAGUCAGACAUCAGAUGUGAUGGUGUACCAGAUGUUUGGGUUUGAAGGUAAAACUCUGCCCUACUCUCUGACCAUCAUCGAUACUCCUGGAUUUGGAGACACCAGAGGAAUCGAACACGAUGUCCUCAUCAGUCAGAGAUUAUUAGACAUGUUUGGGUCAGAGGAUGGAGUUCAUGAAGUUCAUGCUGUGGGUCUGGUGAUGAAGGGAAGUGAUCGUCGACUGAGUGAUCGACUGAUGUACGUCUUCAACUCAGUGACGUCUCUGUUUGGAAAAAACAUGGAGAAAAACAUCGUAGCUCUCAUCACACACUCAGAUGGAAGAAAACCUGAAAAUGUUCUUCAGGCUCUUGAAGCUGCAAACAUUAAAUAUUCCAGAGAUGAGAAGAACCAGCCUGUUUACUACCUGUUUAAUAAUAAACAGCAGAAGCAACGAGAUAAAAAAUACAAAGGCGAGGCUUCUAAACAUUCAUGGUCUUUUACCAAAGAGGAAAUUGGUCAUUUUACAAACUUCUUGACAGGAUCUCAGUCUCAGACCCUCCAAACAGCCUGCAUCCAGAACCUGCAGGACAGAAUCAGCCUGACUGAACUGAAACAGACAGAAAUCAGACAAAUUCAAGAAGCUAUGAAGAAGAAGAACCAGAACUUCAUUAUAGAAGUUGAUGAGGUCUACAAAGAGAAAGAAGACAUUGAUGGUGGGUGGUGGUUGUUUUCUAAACAGGGAGCAGUCACCUGUAAAGUGUGUGAGGAGAACUGUCACCAUCCUGGAUGUACGAAGGCCUGGAAACCAGAACUCUGUGAGAUCAUGAAAGAUGGACGCUGUACUGUUUGUACCAGGAAGUGUCCUGCAUCAGAUCAUGUGAAAGAAAACUGGAGAUAUGUGACCAAGACCAGGAGAGUUCAGAAGACUGUGGAAAGUAUAAAGAAGACGUAUGGAAAGAAUAAAUCAGAAGAUGGUAACAUGAAGAGUGUUCUGGAGAAUGUUGGAGAAGAAAUGAAGAAGCUGACAACAGAGAGGUCUCAGCUGCUGGAUGAAGCCUACCAACAUGUUGUUAAACUGGAGGAGAUCGCCCUCAAUGUUGUUUCUGUCUCCACUUACGUCCACUUGGACUUCCUGAUUGAGAAGAUGAAGGAGGAAGGAGACAAAGAGAAGGUCCAGAAACUGGAGGAGAUGAAGAGCAGAGAGGAUGAAGGAAGCAGAUCAGCUCUGAUCAGCUUUGUUAAAUUACAAGCACUGAAGUUAAAAUUUGCCAUAAAACUUCCAAAAUUUAAAAAGUGA
Messenger RNA from Melanotaenia boesemani (Boeseman's rainbowfish), 1557 nucleotides. RefSeq lists its product as uncharacterized. Gene Ontology annotation, molecular function: GTP binding. The record is from RefSeq and is a predicted model, not a curated record. The transcript has a single exon. Bases 1 to 1557 code for a protein of 518 amino acids. NCBI's taxonomy places the organism in Eukaryota, Metazoa, Chordata, Actinopteri, Atheriniformes, Melanotaeniidae.